This is a messenger RNA of Oncorhynchus masou masou (cherry salmon), 2395 nucleotides long. RefSeq names its product Rho GTPase activating protein 17b (gene arhgap17b). Lineage: Eukaryota; Metazoa; Chordata; Actinopteri; Salmoniformes; Salmonidae. Gene Ontology annotation, cellular component: intracellular anatomical structure; cytosol. The record is from RefSeq and is a predicted model, not a curated record. Gene Ontology annotation, biological process: regulation of actin cytoskeleton organization; positive regulation of GTPase activity; signal transduction. Gene Ontology annotation, molecular function: GTPase activator activity.
AUGAAGGCUAUUCCAGACCCAAUCAGAAGUGGGUCUCCACCACAUUUGGAGGGACAAGAUGCUGAUGUUCACGUCUUCCUUCCUCAGGACCAGCUGUCUGCUGACAUGUAUAACUUCUCCUCCAAGGAGGGCGACUACGCCCGAUACUAUGUUAUUUUGGUAGAGGCCCAGGCUGACUACCACAGGAGGUCUCUGGCUGCUCUGGAAGGAGUCCUGCCGACCAUACAGGCACAGAACGACUCAUGGAUGGAGAAGCCUGCGUACGGCACGGCUCUGGAAGAGCACCUGAAGAGGAGUAACCGUGAGAUCGCCCUGCCCUUAGAGGCCUGUGUCAUGAUGCUGCUGGAGACUGGCAUGAAGGAGGAGGGUCUGUUCCGAAUCGCUGCUGGGGCCUCCAAACUAAAGAAGCUGAAGGCAGCGCUGGACUGUUCCACCUCCCAGUUAGAGGAGUUUUACUCCGACCCCCAUGCUGUAGCUGGAGCCCUGAAGUCCUACCUCAGAGAGCUGCCUGAACCCCUGACCUUCUCACUGUAUGAUGAGUGGACACAAGCCUCCAAUGUGUCUGACCCAGACAGGAGGCUUCAGGCUUUGUGGGUGGCAUGUGACGGUUUGCCAAAGAACCACAAGACCAACUUCAGGUAUCUGGUAAAGUUCCUAGCCAAGCUGGCCCAGGACAGUGAGGUCAAUAAGAUGACUCCCAGUAACAUCGCCAUAGUGCUGGGACCCAACCUGCUCUGGUCCAAGACUGAGGGGACUCUGGCAGAGAUGGCUGCUGCUACCUCGGUCCAUGUGGUGGCCAUCAUAGAACCCAUCAUCCAGCACGCUGACUGGUUCUUCCCAGAUGACGUGGACUUUAACGUGUCGGGUAUGUUCGUGGCCAUGACCCCUGAACCUGACCCAGGCCCUUUCGAGAGGCGACGUCCCGGAAGCCUGGUGGACGGGGACACUCCCCGCAAAGACAGCCCCACUCCUAACAAACUGGGUGACCCCACCCCCACCCCACGUAGAGCUGCCACUCUAAAUAGAAAACAGCACCAUCAUGCUUCUUCGCCCGCCUUCCAGCCCCUACCACCGCCAGAGGCUGGAGGAGUCACCCAGACCCAGCCUGUGGCUGAGCCCCAGACCCAGGAGCAAACUCUGUGUGGGAGUACGGAGGCUGGCCAGCCUGGCCUGGCUAGGGAGGGUGGGGGUCUGGGUGGGGCACCAGAGGUCCAGGUGGCCACAGGGCAGCAGCCUCUGCCUCUUACCCAGCACAGCGCUGAGGAGAAUAGCCCUGGCCAUGACCCCACCACCACCCCCGCUCCCCUGAGGAACGGCUCCCAGCUCACCGUGGGGAUGCCCCACUCCCAGGCAGGAUGCAGGGGUCCUAGCCCCCACAUUGGACGCAGAGGUACUAAGAAGCAAGCCCCUGCCCCACCCAAACAGGCCAACCCCUUUGUAGCUAAUAUCUCUACCCUUGGCCACAGUCUCGCGCCUAACAACCCCUACCCCCUCCUCGCUCCACGACGCCACUCUGGUAAAGAAACCCCCAUCCACGCCCCCUGCCACCCGCCCCCACAGCCCCCUCAGUCUCAGGGGGAUUCAGACCCCUCUCCGCCCCACACCCCCACACCCCCUAGCACCCCUCCUCACGAUGGUCCAACCUCCACCCCCUUCACCCCUCUAUCCUCCUUCCACUCUGGCUCCCUCCCUCGCCCCACCAGGCCGGCUCCGAAGCCACGUUCCCGACCUACAGCCCCGCCCCGUCAGCCGCCCAGCAAUGAUGACAGCAACGGGCCCAGCGGCUCUGCCUCCAAGGUCAUCACCGAUGCCAGCCUGAACUUGAAGGGGAUUGGCCGAGCCCUUAUCCCUGAAAUUAUGGUGGACAUACAAGGGGAGAGCUCUGCUGGUCAUGAGCCUUCCCCCUAUUCAACCCCUCCCUUGGACCCUGAGAUCCAAUCAGAGAGCACCAGUCUGUGAAAGGGGGAGGGAUCACUCCAACAGACAUCACCAAAAAACAUUCUGCCUCUGCCCAAUUGGCAAUAUGCUAGCCAUUCAUCCUAUCGCCGUAGUUGGAGUCAGCCCUGAGCCUCUACAGACUGGACCAUACAAACUCCUUGCUCAUCAAUCCAGUGAGCAAUAAUAAACAACCCCUAGCCAACAUUACUCUCUACAACAAUACAGGGACUAGACAACCUUCUCUUACUCCAUAAUCCAAACUCAACACUGUUGGCACCCAGCACACCCUCAACACCAACACCCUUCCAUCCAUAAACCAUCAACAGUAUUGGAACUGAACCACAGGAUCACCCCAUGUUCACUGAACCUUCGUUCUGCUAAACAUGAUAGGAAGUUGGCCUGCAGCUAGAGAUGCCACUGUAGCUUUCUAUUGAAUCAACCAAGCCUGUACUGGGAC